UAUAAAAUUUAUAAAAUCCUGUUGCCGACGUAAACUCAAAGAUCGACAUGCAUGAUUUUAAAGACAAGGUAGUGUUGAUAACCGGCGGGGCCAGCGGCGUCGGCUCUGGCGUUGUCAGGCUGCUGAUGGAAGAAGAAGUUCAGCAUGUAGCUAUACUAGAUAUAGCCAAAGAUGCGGGAAAAGCUUUCCAAGACGAGUUGAACGCGAAGUACGGGCCCGACAAAGUGAAGUUCCACCAGUGUGACGUCACCGAUGAAGAAGUGUUCUUGGGCAUCAUGGCCGAGGUCAAGAACACACGUGGCCAGAUAGAUGUGGUGAUCAACAAUGCCGGGAUCAUGAAUGACAGCUGGCAGACAUAUAAGAAGCAAAUAUCUAUUAAUGUGACGGCUCUCGUAACUGGGUCUCUUCGAGCGCUGGAAAUGAUGCGUCGCGACGAAGGUGGGAGGGGUGGCACCAUCAUCAACUUGGCCUCCGUGGUCGCGCUGUGCCAGCAACCAACGCUGCCAGUCUACUGGGGUACCAAGAGCGCGGUCCUGCAAUUCAGCAACUGCCUUGGAAUGGAGGAGCACUACAGCGUAUCGGGUGUACGAGUGAUUGCCGUAUGUCUAGGCUGUACCAAUACGGGGCUACUCACGCCGCAGAAGACAGGCCGUUUCGACAAGUAUUUCGCCGCUCAAUACGGGGAAACAUUUCCCGCGCUGAGAUUACAGAAAAUGGAAUCAGCAGCCAAAGGAAUAAUAGAAGCCUACAAACGCGGAGAGAGCGGCAGUACGUGGCUGGCCACACGAGAUGAGCCCGUUAAAGAUAUCACUGAAGACAUCAGAAAGGCUUAUGAUAUACUCGCUGUACAUGCCAUGCCAUAA
This is a messenger RNA of Cydia splendana, 863 nucleotides long. RefSeq names its product 15-hydroxyprostaglandin dehydrogenase [NAD(+)]-like. Gene Ontology annotation, molecular function: oxidoreductase activity, acting on the CH-OH group of donors, NAD or NADP as acceptor. NCBI's taxonomy places the organism in Eukaryota, Metazoa, Arthropoda, Insecta, Lepidoptera, Tortricidae. The transcript has 5 exons. The record is from RefSeq and is a predicted model, not a curated record. Gene Ontology annotation, cellular component: cytoplasm. The coding region runs from base 48 to 863 and encodes 271 amino acids.